This is a messenger RNA of Bombus pyrosoma, 3310 nucleotides long. RefSeq lists its product as uncharacterized. The record is from RefSeq and is a predicted model, not a curated record. Gene Ontology annotation, molecular function: DNA binding; DNA-binding transcription factor activity, RNA polymerase II-specific. The transcript has 5 exons. Gene Ontology annotation, biological process: regulation of transcription by RNA polymerase II. NCBI's taxonomy places the organism in Eukaryota, Metazoa, Arthropoda, Insecta, Hymenoptera, Apidae. Bases 160 to 1770 code for a protein of 536 amino acids.
GAGAAAGGGAAGGUGGUGGCGUCUGUUCGGAGAAGAGGCGACGAGAAGAGGGUCGUCGGUGUACGGUCGAGAGGGAGAACAACACGAUUCUGCGAUCGAAACAGAAGACCAAUCGGUGGAAACGAAGUUUGGGGGGAAGAGGGGACGGACAGCCGUGGUAUGUUUCCUUCGUCAGCGGCGAUGCUGAAGAAUCUGCAACAAAGUGCAAUGACCUCGCCGUUUUUGAUGGAGAACUUGCUCCAGAGCAAGGCGUCGCCCGGUGCCGAUUUAACCAGCUUGACCUUGAACUGGGCGGCGAGUCUGGUAGCGAGACAGCGGGAACGAGAAUGCGAGGCGAACCUGAGGAUUUCCAGGGAGAAGGUCUCGCCAUCGAGCGCGAAUCAGGAUCAGCUGGAUCAACGGUCCUCCACCGGUGCACGUAGCUCGGAUCGUGGAAGUUCGAUGAUCGACUGCAGGGACCAUCAACGAGGAUCUUCCGGGAGGAUCGAUCGACAGAACGAUCGCAUGCACAUUCUACGGGAGAAGGAUGGUAUGGAGAGGAGUCAGAUCACGUACGUGGACGUGGACAACGAGAGAAUCGACGGACACGUAAUCGUGGAUCGUUUAUGCGCGAUGGAGAGGCUCUGUAACGAGAGGAUCGAGAACCGAUCGAGUUCCGCGGUGGAUUCGUGCAACUCGAACAUCGACGAGGAUCCGACAAGUAUCGAGAUGGACGGAGGACUUCAAGGCGAGAGGGAAAAGGAUGAUGGAAUUCUAGGAGGUGAACGCGUGACGGCAUUACAGCCGGACAGGCGGUACGACCUUGGAUGCAGAAACGUCAUGCACACGUCCGAUGAGAUGACGAUUCAAGGGGAGAGAGACGUGGCGGUCGAGCGUGUCGUCGACAGGAUAGGUGAGAGAACGACCGCCUGUUCCUGCGGCGACGAGCAGUGCUUAGGACCCGCAUGCAGGACCAUCCAGGAGAAGGAGAAGCCGCAGCUCAAGUUCAGCGUCAACGCUAUACUUGGCGGCAAUCAUGACAGGCGACCGCAUUCGGAGAAUUUUCAAGGACUUCCGCCGGAAGCGAUACCGGCGUUCUUGCAGAAUUUACAAAAUUCUGCAAGUUACAGUAUCGCGAAACCAAUCGCCAGACCAGCGGCUUAUCAUCCUUAUCACAGGCCAAGUCAUCAGCCACCUCAGCGUCAUUUACCCCCGAAUGCGCACCAUACGUUGCAACAAUUGUUCUACAGGGGACCCUACUUAACAGUUGCGGGUUCUGGAACUGGAGGUCAUCAUCCGGGUGCUCCAGGUGGUGGGACAGCGUUUCCAGGUGCAAUUCAAGGUGGACUGGGUGACUUCACGAGCACUGGCCUGGUAUUUCCAUGGGCAACAAACGCACGUGGAAAACCUCGUCGAGGAAUGAUGAGAAGAGCGGUUUUCUCGGACCUUCAAAGACGUGGCCUUGAGAAGAGGUUUCAGAUACAAAAGUACAUCAGCAAGCCGGAUCGUAAGAAAUUGGCUGAGAAGCUCGGCUUGAAGGAUUCUCAGGUGAAGAUUUGGUUCCAAAAUCGGCGAAUGAAAUGGAGGAAUAGCAAAGAGAGAGAGUUGCUAGCAACCGGAGGUUCUCGAGAACAAACGUUGCCAAACAAGAACAAUCCGAAUCCCGACUUAAGCGACGCGGAUGGAGACAGGCCGAGGAUGGACUUGAGCGACGUGAGUCCUUUAACGAGUCCUCAACGGCCGGAAGAACAAACAGAGAACGAAGAAGACGAGGAGAUCAAUGUCACGUGAUGAAAUUCCAGUGAACAUCCUGAUAUAAACGUGUUCGUUUGAUGAGACACGAUCGUGACUCAUGAUUCAGGAUUAAAAACGACGAACAAUUAUCAGGCAGUGAAAGUGUAUGAAAAACACAUCUGGUGAAUUUCAAAGGAAGUUUCACUACCGCUUAAAUCAUAAUCAAAAUGUGUCUGUUCGAUGAAAUAAUAAUGGUUCAUUACGGAUUCGGGACUCACAGGAGAAAAUUCGACAAUUUAGACUACGAUUGAGGAUAAAAGUUUUAAUCGGUCACUAAGUUAUUUAUGAUAUCUAAUUAUUUUAUAUGUUGAGAAAUGUAAAAGAUUGCGUUUCAAUUGACUAUGAAUAUUCAAUAUACCAAUACAUUAUAUAAGAAAAAGGAAUAAAAAGCAAUAUUGAGUCAUGUUUGGUAGAUGUAACUUGCAGUUAAAGUGACCUUGAAUGUAUGAAAGCAUUCUAUAAUUUAUCCGUGAAAUUCUUAUGGAACUUGAAAAAAACGUUCGUGAGAGUGAUAGAUUCUCCUGUGCGUAUCCUGAGAUUUAAAGCUUUCAAAUGAUUUCAAAUCUUUUAACCGUAAUACAAUCUUUGUAUUUAGCAAUUGCAACAUUAUCUUUUUUAAUGGUGGAGCUCAUCUUUGUGUAGAUGUAAUUUUACUUUUUGCGAUCUGUGACCCCAUCUUCCAAUAACUAGAUGAUGUAAAACAAUCAGAAAUAUAUGACACGAUGAAAAUCGUAACAGAAUUGUGACAAAAUAAUUUCCUAGAACAAACAAUUUAAAUUUAGAGAAGUUUUAUAAUUAAAGAAAAAUGUAUUUAAACAAAUAAGCAAAGUUUCCUUAAAUUAUGCCUUACAUUGUUUAUUAAAAUUGCAUAAAAUGAAUGCCCAAUUUUUAUCGCGCCUCGAAUUUUUCAAGUCUAAAUAAUUUUUAAAAGACAAAGUGAACGAACAAAGUUAAUUCAUCGACAAUUUUGCGACAGCAUUGUAUACAUGUUCUAUUGUACUAUGUUCGAUUCGCGAAAGUGGAUCUUAUAGCAUAUAUAAAUUAAAUCUACGAAGAAAAGCUUGAAGAUAAGAAAUUGAGUUGUAUAAAAGGUACUGUCCUAUGAGACAUUCAAAAUAUUUUGUGAAUAACUUUUUACUUUAUGGCAUAACAUCAACGAUGUCUUGAUAAUGUAAUUAUAAAAAUUAAUUUGUAUUACCAAAAAUAUUUGCCGUAAUAACGUAUAUGUAAAUCGAAUUCAAAUACAUUUCUGUUUAAAUUAUUGAAAUUUCUGUGUAAAUUUUUAUCUCUCGAGGAAGUUUCGGAAUUUCCACUAAAUCGAGAAAUGUAUUAUAUUGUAAGUAGAAAUGGAUGUAAGUUUGCGUAAUUUUCAGUAAGGUAUCGUAUAAGGUUGUACUAGACAUAACGUUACGAUUACUAAGAUAUGUACCUAAGGUUUAAGGAUCAUGCUCUCGGGCAUCAAAAAAACCAAAUGUAAUUAUUCAUUGUGAUGCAUUAUGAUCUGUGUAAUAUAUUGCAAUAAAACUGUCUAUGCUAA